Culex quinquefasciatus (southern house mosquito) is the source of this 652-nucleotide messenger RNA. Its product is annotated as ribonuclease 3. Lineage: Eukaryota; Metazoa; Arthropoda; Insecta; Diptera; Culicidae. The transcript has 2 exons. The record is from RefSeq and is a predicted model, not a curated record. The coding region runs from base 188 to 403 and encodes 71 amino acids.
UGGGAGUAACUCGGAGUAACUCUGAGUUUCUCAGCUUCCUCCCGAGUUUUUCAAUUCCCACCCGAUUGUCGAUACCUUGGUAUAUGCAACCAUGACAAUGUUGUUUGUUUAUGUUUUUUCGCCAAUGUGAAAAUUACAAGGAAAAUUUGCCGUCGUGGAGUUCAUCACGUCGAUCCAUCUGUUUCACAUGUUUCCGGAUCUGGAGAAAGGUGGACUUGCAACAUACCGCGCAGCAGCAUUCCAGGAGGACAAAAGUCUGAGCAAGAUUUGGAUUAACUAUCCGCUGCAGGAGCAGGAACCGCUUGGCGAUCUGCACCACAUCGAGUCGUUCGAGAUGCUGAGGACGUUGACCAAGUUUGAGGAGUCGAUCUGGGUUUGCUUUUGUUUCGAAUGCCUGUAUUGACACUGCUGCGGAGCUCGCUGGUCAACAACCGAAACCAGGCCGUGAUCUGCGACGAUCUCGGGAUGGCCUCGUACGCCGUCUACUCCAACAAGAAAGCGGACCUCAAAACGAAACAUCGAGCCGAUCUGCUGGCAGCAAAAAAAAAGAUCUUUUCCCGCAGGUGGAUCAUCAAAAGCGCGUCAUUGCGCAGAGUUUGAAGCGGAAAAAGGUGAGGACCGGUGACCGGUUCGACCACGAGCGACGCGAUUC